AUGUCGGACGGUUCUGACAUGGAGUUGCUAACAAAUUUGCCGAACAAAACGAAAAAACCGCCAAAAUCAAACAAAAGCGCGCCAGAAGUCAUUACACAAGGCACUCAAGAUCAAAAGAAGAUAAGUACAAAGGUUAUGAUACAUGAAGCGUUAAAUGAAUUGAAGAAUAGAAAAGGAACAUCACUAUACGCAAUCAAGAAAUAUAUAACGGAAAAAUAUAAUGUCGACACCGAAAAACUUGGUUACAUUAUCAAGAAAUUGAUCAAGACAGGAGUGGAAACGGGUACCAUCAUUCAGACGAAAGGUAUCGGUGCCAGCGGAUCCUUCAAGCUGGCAAUCGUGAAGAAAGCAGAAAAGAAACCGAAAAAGAAAAAGACGGUACCGAAAAACAAAAGCGACAAAGAAAAUCCCGAAGAAAAACCGAAAACUAAAAAGAAAUCGAUGGAAACGAAUAAGGAAGAAAAGAAAAAAGUUGCAACUGUUAAAAAGACCGAAACGACAAAAAAAGCUACGUCGAAAGAAGUUAAACAGACGAAAACACAAAAGAAGCCUGAAUCCAAGAUGGCGAAAGAGAUGAAAACUCCCGCCAAAAAGCGAGCGGCCAUGAUGAAAAGAAAAAGUAUAGGUUCGAUUAUAAAACCGCCAAAAAUGAAUCCGAAGAGUAAGAAAUGA
Molecule: messenger RNA, 672 nt
Organism: Achroia grisella
Lineage: Eukaryota; Metazoa; Arthropoda; Insecta; Lepidoptera; Pyralidae
Product: histone H1-like
Exons: 1
Coding region: 1-672 (223 amino acids)
Biological process (GO): nucleosome assembly; negative regulation of DNA recombination; chromosome condensation
Cellular component (GO): nucleus; nucleosome
Molecular function (GO): double-stranded DNA binding; structural constituent of chromatin; nucleosomal DNA binding
Source: RefSeq, a predicted model, not a curated record